CUUUCGAACAGUCCUGUGGGAAUAGGGUUGUGCUGCAGCCUCGUCCCGCCCCCACCUCUGAGUGACAACACCGUGGACAGCAACAUUUCCAGCCGGACACGGAGUUUGUCGGCCCUUGCCUUGGUUGAGCUGAGUAGAAAAAGAAACAACCAGGAAUAUUCGUUUUGGCAUCUGGAAAUGAAUAUGACAGAAACGCAAGUGCAGUAAAGACCUUGGUUUUGGAAAGAUCUUACCCCUUGGCAGCUCCCCAAGGUUCAGACUUGGCAGCAUCAAGGACACAGCACAAGCAGGCAUUUUGGAGAUCAAAAAUGGGCAGAAAAGAUGCUUCCACUACAAAACUUCCUGUUGAUCAGUACAGAAAGCAAAUUGGUAAACAGGAUUAUAAAAAAACCAAACCUAUUUUACGAGCAACCAAAUUAAAAGCAGAAGCUAAGAAAACAGCGAUAGGCAUAAAGGAAGUUGGCCUUGUGCUUGCAGCUAUCCUGGCCCUCCUGCUGGCUCUCUAUGCUUACUUUUAUCUCAGAAUGUCCACUGAUGUUGACCCUGAUCUGGACCCAAAUGAAGAUUACCUGGGCAAUAAUGAAGAAUAAUAGUUUUAUAAAAGCACCUUUUGGUACCAGUGCUUUCUGAAGAACGGAUAUGGAUCCUCAUUUCAUGAAAAAAAAAUAAGAUACUCUACAUGCCAGAAGAUUUUUUGAUGACAGUACCCCUCCUAUUCUUCAUCUUUUAAAACAACAACCAAAUUGGUGGGGAGGCAGCCAAAAUUUGAGGUACCAAUGCUUCUCGAACAGAUGUCGCACCAUUAUUUUUUAGCUCGUUUAGAUGAAUAAACAUGUUAAACUGUGAAGUAUUACAUUUUAGAUUUUUUCAUUAAAAAAAGAGACAAUCUGUUUACUGUCCUAAUUGAGACAACAAUCCUUGUGGUUGCCAGUUUUGGCAGUCAUAACAAUGAACUAUAAAUAUUUGGACCAAUCAAGUAAAUGGUGACUAUAAAGGCUAUACCAUGUGUAGAGUUCUGUUUUCAUGGGCACCCAUCUUAGUAUGGCAUUUUUUCCCCCCUGACUUCUUCAAAUACAAUUGUUUGUGUGAAACUGAAGUUUCAUUGUAAGCCUAAGAGAAAUUGAUUUCAAUAUCUAAUUUCUGUCUAGUUCAUCAUCCUUUUUAGUGUUCAACUAUCCAUCUGCUUGUAGCAAAUUGCUUCUUUAGUUGCGCUGUGGAAUGUAAGGCUGCUUCUUCACUGGUUUGCCUUCUCCGUACUUCCUAGAAUAACAUAAAAUUCAGAGGUGGUGUCUCUUUUUAAGCUUUUAAAAAAAUAUUUACAGUAUGAUUUUAACAGUAUUUUAAAUCUUUUACAUUGUAACGCUUAGUUUUGUAAAAUAAGGUUUUUUAAAUAAACGGGGGUGGUUGCAACAUUUGUCGUAAUGAUGAGCGGCCCACCGAAAUCUUAGCCCCUACAAGCAUGCUUCGCUCGAAAUAUCACUGGCAGCGAGUUGACAGACUAAGUAACAAGAAAUAACCCAUACCUAAAAAAUGAUUUCCAAACAUCUGGGAACCAAAAAGGGAGUGUUUUUCUAGACAUCUGUAUGAGUGCUUCAUCUCCCUCCUCCAGUUCUUCUACCUUAGUCUGAGUUGGCAGUCUAACAUUCCCUGUCGGUUAGCUCGGACCUCACUUCUCCACUUUCGAGGGCUAGCACGCGCUCAUAUUUCAUUGUGUUCUCAGUGUAUUAGCUCCCUCUACUCUUACAGUUAUCCCUGAUCCUUACCUAAGUUGCAGUCUUUUAUUUCUUACCCGAUUUCAUUUUUAUUGCUAAUCUUAUGCAUCACACAAAAAUAGAGACAAUAAUAAUACGAACUUCAAUAUGCUUAUCACUUAGUUUUACAUUUAUCAUGUUUUGUCACU
Messenger RNA from Fukomys damarensis (Damara mole-rat), 1900 nucleotides. It is a transcript of the gene Triqk, whose product is annotated as triple QxxK/R motif containing. Lineage: Eukaryota; Metazoa; Chordata; Mammalia; Rodentia; Bathyergidae. Gene Ontology annotation, cellular component: endoplasmic reticulum membrane. Bases 309 to 590 code for a protein of 93 amino acids. The record is from RefSeq and is a predicted model, not a curated record. The transcript has 6 exons.